CGGAGCUUCCUCGGCCUCGGCUCGUGUCUCUCCUCGGCCUCUGCCCGUUUCUGCUCGGGAGUCAACACGAGAAGCACCGACCUGUGAGAGCUGGUACCCGGGACCCCGCUGCUCCUCUCCGGGGAAGAAGAAGAAGUAGAAGAAGGGAGGGUGGACGCCACUGGUAUUUCUCUGUUCCCUUUCCUGUGUGUCGGUGACGCUGCUCGAGCCGAAGCGGGAGACGAGGCUCCGUUCAGCGGGCAAAGAGGAGCGGGCACCGCGGGGAUGGACCGACCUGCUGAGCGGUCGUCGCCGGGAGACAGGCGCUAAUCCGGGGGUGCUGAGCAGCAGGUGCACGGGAGGAUAACCGGAGGCCAGCGGGAAUCUCAGUGUUCAUGAAACUUUGCUACGAUUUACGUGCUGGGGUUGCCGUCCACCAUGUUAAGGUAAAGCCCCGGUGCGCGGUGUUGACCAUGCUAAAGCGCCUGGACAAGAUCCGCUUCAGAGGCCCCAGGACGAGAGACGAGUUUCCGGACUUGGCGGAGUCGCCGCCCGCCUCUGACAACGAAUGUAGCGAUGACAUGCAGGUGAAGCCCAAGGCAGCUUUACGGGACACGGAGGACCUCCUGCGAGACCCUGCAGGUUCAGGGUCUCCCAACAUGGCUGCGGCCAUCCAGGAGUUCCAGAGGUCAGAGUCAGACCGACUGAAUGAAGUCAAAGGUCACCUGGAAAUUGCCUUACUGGAGAAACAUUUCUUGCAGGAGGAGCUGAGGAAGCUGCGGGAAGAGACAAAUGUGGACUCCCUGCGACAGGAGCUGGACAAGGAGCGAACCAAGAGGAUAGACCUGGAGCAAAAGAUGAAUGAGGUGCUCAAGUCCAGGCUGGAGGACUCUCCACCACAGCCUCCCCGGAAACAGCAGUCGCCCUCCAACAAUGGCACAGCAGAGAAACAGCAGAAGGAGGUGUGGAGCUCACGGCUGCAGAAGUGGCUGCACGAGCGCUUCGGGGUUUACAUCGAAGACUUCCGCUUCCAGCCGGAGGAGAGCACCGUGGAGGCAGAGGAACCACUAAGUGCAAAAAGGUUGACAGAAAAUAUGAGGCGACUCAAGCGAGGAGCCAGACCUGUCACCAACUUCUUAAGGAACCUCUCAGCCUUAUCCAAUUGGCACUCUGUCUACACCUCAGCUAUUGCCUUCAUUAUCUAUAUGAAUGCUGCAUGGCAUGGUUGGGCCAUUCCCAUGCUCCUCUUCCUGGCUAUCCUGCGCUUGUCCUUAAAUUACCUCAUCGCCAGAGGUUGGAGGAUCCAGUGGAGCAUAGUGCCUGAGGUGUUUGAACCCAUGGAGCCUCCAAAGGAAGACUUGACAGUGUCUGAAAAGUUCCAGCUUGUACUUGACGUUGCACAAAAAGCACAGAACCUUUUUGGUAAGAUGGCAGAUGUUUUGGAGAAGAUAAAGAACCUGUUCAUGUGGGUGCAGCCGGAGAGCACCAGGAAACUUUACAUCUGCCUGUGGAUGGCUUUCAUCACCUCAUGCGUCAUGCCAUACAAACUGAUGGGCUUCAUGAUGGGCUUGUAUGCCGGCAUCAAGUUCUUCAUCAUAGACUUCCUUUUUAAGAGCUGUCCGAAGCUGCGGGACAAGUACGACACACCUCACAUCGUGUGGAACAGCCUCCCCACCGACCCCCAGCUAAAAGAGAGGACCAACGCCACUGUGUCACGGCGGGUCCAGCCAGUAGUCUCUCGCAGCAGCCUCGCCACGGUCCCAUGUGGGGUGAGCAGAGAGGAGGAGACUGGUCGCUCCCAUAGCACCAAGAAGGGAGCCUUUCAUGAGAUUUUCAGCCUGUCAGAGUUAGAGCGCCCUCUGGCCGUGUGUGAGAACGGCUGGAGGUGUUGCCUGAUAAACCGAGACAGGAAGAUGCCUACAGACUACAUCAGGAACGGAGUGCUUUACGUUACAGAAAGCUACCUGUGCUUUGAGAGCUCCAGCUCCAGAUCCAGCGCCUCUAAAAAGAACAAAGUUAUAAAGCUGGUGGACAUCACAGACAUACAAAAGUACAAAGUGCUGUCAGUCCUGCCAGGAAGUGGAAUGGGAAUCUCCAUAGCAACUCCCUCCACCCAGAAGCCGUUGGUGUUUGGUGCCAUGAUCCACAGAGACGAGGCUUUCGAGGCCAUCUUCACACAGUACAUGAAGAUCAUGACCACCACCAAACCACCAGCCAGUGCAGAGCUCUAGACAGACUCCCUCCCUGCAGCGCGUCUCUGCACUGGGGCUUCAGUCUGAGGCAGAGAGCCUCCUGAGUUUGUACUGGAAUGGCAGAAACUUUCAAACACCACACUCCUCUGCUCUGCGAAAGCCUUCUCCUCUUGUGACGGGCACCAGCUUCCUCAUUGGUGGCCAUCAGCCGGCUUUGAUAGGCGGCUUCUCUGUCCAGGACACGUCUGAGGGGAUAUGGGGGUGUCUUCUGGAUUUGGACACUGUGGGUGUGUGGGACAGUGGAACACAUUUUCCAGGGUGAUGGGCUAACGUGUGGUUUUUAUCAAUCAGCAGAUGGCUGGUGAGGGGGCUGGUUCUCCUCUCCCACCUGACUGACCAACUGGUGACUGGUGUCUGACUUACCUGUGUGUGUGUGCACGUGUGUGUGUGUGUAUUUUGGGGGUGGGUUAAUGUCACUGUGGUUUGCUAUAGUAGGAAGAUUUCAAAAAGUGCUCCACCUGCCUGUAAAAAUCAUAAAACUAGAAAUAGUAGCGUCCACACCUCUGCCAAGGCCCUGCAGUCCCCUUUAAAUUAAAUCAAGCAGCACCAAAUUACACACUCAUAGAUCUCAGUCCCCUUAAUAUGCCUGAUAUUUUUCACCCAAAUCAAUGAAUUAUUUUAUAGUUAUUAAAUGCAAAAUUUAUUGGGUCCUUCCACUAGGUUUUGUGGAAAUGCAUCAUGUAGUUUUUACAUAAUCACGCUGAUAUACGAAAACAUAACUUGGCAGAUGUGACAAAUAAUAGAAACUUAAACUGCCAGAUUUUAUAUAUCUGUAAGUGUAGCCUCAUAAAUCGGUGUAAAAACGGCUUAUAGUGAAGUGCUGAAAUAUUUUGACGUUAAACUGGAUGAUUGGUGCCUCUUGGAAUGGCCCAACAAAACUGAAAGAGUGCACAAGUGUGAGUGGACAGUGAUUAUGUGUGUGUGUGCACGCGUGUGUGUUUAAAUGUAUAUUAGCUGUGAGCGUGUCAGAUCACUGUUUGACUGACACAGAGCCUUUCUGUUAGUUUACACUGCUGCUGUCUAACUCCUGGAUUCUCUUCUUUUUAGACGCGUGUCGGCAGCUUCAGAACGCGUUAGUCACCCAACGAACAUAAAACACGCGCUGCAUUCAGUAUCCGCUUCUGUGUUUUAUAAGUGUGCAUAUGUGAAACAUACAGCAAGGUUUUUUUUCUUCUCAACAAAUGCCUUUAUUUUGAGAUUUUUUUAGUUUUCCUCGUAACAAACAGCCUUUGGGAUGAGUAGCUGUUGGUCCUGGAGAUGAGAGCACAACACUGACUGCCAUUCAGAGGCACAGUGGAGAACACAGCCUCCCAUGUCUAAGCUUCUGUUGUCAGGGCACAAUCUUCACACGUAUACCGAGAUUUUCUUUUUUCCCCCUCAAUAGUAUUCUACCUGCACUUUAUAGGACCGUCACCUUGAAAUUCUGACACCUGUUGCAGUGAAUAUAAUUCAAAUCCAAUGACAGUGUUUGCCAUAUAGUUGUUUUUGUACCGGAGUCGUCGCAGCUGGCCGUGUUUCGGGGGG
This is a messenger RNA of Limanda limanda (common dab), 3755 nucleotides long. It is a transcript of the gene gramd4a, whose product is annotated as GRAM domain containing 4a. Bases 375 to 2210 code for a protein of 611 amino acids. The record is from RefSeq and is a predicted model, not a curated record. The transcript has 19 exons. Gene Ontology annotation, biological process: apoptotic process; negative regulation of toll-like receptor 9 signaling pathway. NCBI's taxonomy places the organism in Eukaryota, Metazoa, Chordata, Actinopteri, Pleuronectiformes, Pleuronectidae.